Molecule: messenger RNA, 888 nt
Organism: Chaetura pelagica (chimney swift)
Lineage: Eukaryota; Metazoa; Chordata; Aves; Apodiformes; Apodidae
Gene: CCDC34
Product: coiled-coil domain containing 34
Exons: 6
Coding region: 1-888 (295 amino acids)
Source: RefSeq, a predicted model, not a curated record
AUGGCGACGUGGGGGGGGAGCCGCGGGGGCCGCCGGGAGCGCGGGCUCUUCCGUGAAGGCUGCGGGGGGCCCGGGAAUAACGGCCCGAGAGCUGAAGACUCUGAAAUAUCAGGAGAAAAAAAAGAGUCACCCUUAAAAGAUAAUCUGUCACCAUGGGAAGAAAAAAAAGAGUCACCUUUGAAAGACAACCUGUCACCAUGGGAAGAAUGGUUCAUUGGCAAAGAGAAGGAACUACGUGCUCGCUCACAAGCUAAAGCUCAAGAGGAAAUGAAUAUACAGCUUGAGAAGAUGAAACAAAAGCAAGAAUGUGAAAGGAGGAAAAGGAUAGCUGAAGAGAAGCACAAGGAGUGGGUCCAAAAAAAAAGAGAAGAGGAGAGACGGGAAAGGGAAGAGAAGCUGAACAAAGAAAUGGUAGAAAAAGCCACCAGGGAACUAGAAAAAAUGCAGUUGCAAGAAAAGGCUGAAGUGAAGUAUAAAGAAUGGCUAAAGAAGAAGAGAGCUGAAGAGGCAGAAAAGAAGAAAAAAGAGAAGGAAAAAGAAAAAGAAAGGGAAGCUGAACAGCAGCAGAAGAAAGAGAAAUCAGAGAAGAUCUUUAAGCAAUGGCUACAUAAUGCCAGAAAUAAACCACGCCCUGUUUUAAAUGGAUAUGGCUUCCCACGUUGGAAGUCUGCAGGGUAUGCUGGUGGAAAUUUGUAUCCAGUUCCAGCAUAUUAUAACCCCAUUCCUUGGAAGCCUGUGCAUGCACCUCCUCCAAAGGAAGAUAAUGUUCUUACCGUGAAGAAGAGUAAGAGACCUGUGUCUUACCGGCCACGUGCGUCUACACGUACAGUAAUUUAUAAGCCCAAGAACAACCUUGGUAUUGGAUCCUUGUGCAGAAAGCAGUUAUAG